AUGGACCAUCAGUACGGGACACCUUUGUUUUAUGCUGCAAAGAAUGGUCAUGAGGCGGUGACCGAGAUUCUUCUCAAACAUGGAGCCAAUCCCCAUAUUGAGACCUAUGGUGACAGGGUACCCAUAUGGUGGGCUGUUGCGGGUGGGCACGUGGCAGUAGCCCGGCUUCUUAUCAUGAGGAUGAAUCCUGACGCUCCUGGCCCGAGUUGGGACUCGGAGACACUACUUAUUUUAGCAGCGAAAAACGCGCAUCUGAAGAUGGUUAAAUUCCUCCUCGAAAUCGGCGCCUGCCCUUCCACUGUGAACGCAACCAGAGAAUCGCCCAUGUAUUGGGCAACAAAAAACAACAUACUUCAGAUGAUAAAGGUUCUCAUAUACCAUGGGGCUGGAGUGAAUGGUCGAGAAAUGUAUCCCUGGACACCCUUACGUCACACUGUAGAAACUUCGAACUUCGAUAUGGUCAAAACUUUCCUUGAGAACGGCGCAAAUGUGACGAUAUCAGACCUUGUCAAAUGUGGACCGCUUCAUGUAGCGUCCAGAAAUGGCCACACCUGUAUUGUGAGAUUGCCUCUGGAACAUGGAGCUCAUGUUCAUGCGAAGGACAAGAGCGGGGAAACCCCAAUGAUGUAUGCUUCUCGCAACAAUCAUGCUCACAUCUGCGACAUUUUGUUGGAAAAGGAGGCCAUCAAUCAGCGUGACAGUGGCAAGCGCAGAACUCACCUGAAAAAAACAGACAGAUUGAUUGUUUCGCGGAGAAACCAUUGUAUUAUCACUGCCGAGCCGAGGCCUAUGAACUCUUGGAGUCGAGAUUUAGAGAGUGGCUGA
Molecule: messenger RNA, 825 nt
Organism: Penicillium malachiteum
Lineage: Eukaryota; Fungi; Ascomycota; Eurotiomycetes; Eurotiales; Aspergillaceae
Product: ankyrin repeat domain-containing protein
Exons: 1
Coding region: 1-825 (274 amino acids)
Molecular function (GO): protein binding
Source: RefSeq, a predicted model, not a curated record